AUGGUAGUCUCCCAUGUUUAUACCCUUGUUUUUGCUGUUGCGCUGCUUGCAGCUGCUUCGGCUCAGGAUCUCAAAGAGCAUGUUUGGGGAAUCUUCGCCUUCACUGUCCAUGGAGACAGUAUACCGGCAGUUAUGCCGCAACGACCUCAAACAUUGACCCCAUAUGGUGCCAAUAAUCUAUACGCAGCAGGAUCCGCUUUUCGAAACCGCUAUGUUGCGGUUCAGGGAAAUGGGAGCAACCCGGGUACGAGAAUCGAAAACCUAUCUCCAUACGUGCUCGACGUCGACGAAGUUGAAGUUCUGUCGACUACCAGUCCAUCUGAUAUCGCCUCUGCCCAGGCUUUCAUGCAAGGACUCUAUCCGCCUCUCAACGAGACCUUCAGCGGUACAUAUGUUGAAUUUUCAUUCCAAAUGGCCAAUGGCUCUACGGCCACUGCUCCUUUGAAGGGGUAUCAAUAUCCUCGGAUUGAGGCCUUGAGCUAUGAGGACCCGCAAUCGCUGACGGUGGAUGGUCAAUCCUCUUGUCUCAUGCAUCAAAUAGCAGAUCUUGAAUACCAAACUAGUCCCGAGGCCCAGGAGUUUGCGCACGACUACGAGGGAACAUACGAUUUCCUUUACAACCAAGUCUUGUCUGGGUGGUUUGACCGGUCUUCAGUCAACUAUACCAAUGCCAAAGAGAUUUCCGAGUUUCUCGACUAUCAGUAUGUCCACAACGAGUCUUUAUUAGACAGCCUGACCCGAAGCGAUAUCGAGCUUGCUCGAUUAUAUGCAGACCAAUAUGUUUUCGCAAUGAAUGGUAACACGUCUACUACGUCGGUCAUUGGGAGCAGUGAUAUUCGGACCAUCGCCGGACGCACUCUGGCUGCCAACAUUUUGGAUGCCUUUGACAAUAAUAUCCACUAUCGCGGUACCGACGGGAAGAUGAAACUAGUCUUUGGUGACUAUGAACCGAUCGUUGCUCUCAUGUCUCUGUUGCGGCUGCAAUUUGCCCAGAACACUGACUCCUAUUCCCGCCCUGAUCUUGGGAGCUCAAUCAUCCUGGAGCUAUUCAGCCUGGAAAGCGCGGCCAACCCGACUUAUCCCGACCAAUCCCAGCUCUAUGUGCGGUUCCUCAUGCGCAACAGUAUCGACACCCCCGAAUUUAGGGUUUAUCCCCUUUUCGGGCACAGUCCCAGUAACAGUGCCAUCCCCUAUACGGAGUUCCAAGCGGAGUUGGAAAAGUUCGCCUUGGGAUCUACUCGUGAAUGGUGCCUUCAAUGUGCCUCGCAGGCCACGUUUUGUUCUGGGGUUCUUGACAGGCAGCAGGACUCACCAUCCACGAACACCAGUAAAGGCAUGCGUCCUGCCGUUGCCGGUGUCAUUGGCGCAGUUGUCACCGGCGCUACUUUGGCGAUUCUCGGCAUCGUUGGGUUCCUGAUAUUCGGUUUCCGAACCAACCGGUUUCGCAGAUCGACUCUGAAAGGGUUCAAAGGAAACAGCAAAAUGGCAAGUGAUCCUGAUGUCGCUUUUGAAAACCCCACAUGGGAGGACGUCAAGACUACCAACGACCAGAAUUCUCAGAAUCCGGGGGCUACUGGCCCUAUUGUGAGAGGGCACGAGCGUUCAGGCAGCUGGGAACUAAGAAAUCAAAAUGGAGGCAAUGCCCCUGGCGAGGAUUCGGUGUCCCCAUUUGACGAUGAGAAUGAAGAAGAAUGGCUUACCCAUAGUGCUUUGCAGGCAGUCACGGCUCAUGAGCAUGUCUGA
This is a messenger RNA of Aspergillus affinis, 1743 nucleotides long. RefSeq lists its product as uncharacterized. Lineage: Eukaryota; Fungi; Ascomycota; Eurotiomycetes; Eurotiales; Aspergillaceae. The coding region runs from base 1 to 1743 and encodes 580 amino acids. The transcript has a single exon. Gene Ontology annotation, molecular function: phosphatase activity. The record is from RefSeq and is a predicted model, not a curated record. Gene Ontology annotation, biological process: dephosphorylation.